ACUCCUCGGAGGCGGAGCCAUUGGGUGGGACGGGGUCAAGUACUGGGUUUAGUUCUGCGCAGAACACGCUUAGGGACUGGAUUGGAAGGCCGGGGGCGCGGUGGGGGUGAGGCCCCGGCGCCCUGACUCCGCACGCAGUCUGCGCAGGCUCAUUGUGCGUUACGCUGGGCCGUCCGUUACGCUAGGCUGCUAACAUGGCUGCCUCCAGGUGGCUGCGCGCGGUUCUACUGUUUCUGUGUGCCUCGGACCUUCUGUUGCUCCCUCCUCCUAAUGCCUACGCGGCGGACACUCCGGGCGAGGCCACCCCACCUCCACGGAAAAAGAAGGAUAUCCGCGAUUACAACGAUGCCGACAUGGCGCGACUUCUGGAGCAGUGGGAGAAAGAUGAUGACAUAGAAGAAGGAGACCUUCCAGAACACAAGAGACCCUCGGCACCUAUCGACUUCUCAAAGCUAGACCCAGGCAAACCUGAAAGCAUCUUGAAAAUGACAAAGAAAGGGAAGACUCUGAUGAUGUUUGUCACUGUGUCUGGGAGCCCCACCGAGAAGGAGACAGAGGAGAUCACCAGCCUGUGGCAGGGUAGCCUGUUCAACGCCAACUAUGACGUUCAGAGGUUCAUCGUGGGAUCAGACCGCGCCAUCUUCAUGCUCCGGGAUGGGAGCUAUGCCUGGGAGAUCAAGGACUUUUUGGUCAGUCAAGACCGGUGUGCUGAAGUCACUCUAGAAGGACAGAUGUAUCCUGGCAAAGGAGGAGGAAGCAAAGAGAAAAAUAAAACAAAGCCAGAGAAGGCUAAAAAGAAGGAGGGAGAUCCCAAACCACGGGCUUCCAAGGAAGACAAUCGAGCUGGGAGUAGAAGAGAAGACCUUUAGCAGGUGGCAAGCUUCCCGCUGGAUAGGCAGGACCAGAUAGCCCCUCGAAGACUGGUGGGGCAGGUGGGUGCAGGAAACUGCAUAGCAGAUGACAUUCUCAUGUCCUCUAGAAAUGGUCUGUGUGUGACCAUCUGGUCAAUAUCACAGUUACCGUAUAAAAGGCUUCCCAUGUGAAGGCAGGAUUUGUGAUUGGUAGUGGACUGGCAAGUCAUGUCUACUGUGGCUUCACCUGACUUUGGAAACUUGAUGUUUUGUACCUUUUACAUCUCUUGAGUCCAUGACACCCCCAGAGUACCACUCCCUCCUCAGUGCACCUGCUGUGGUCCCAUGGCCUGUUGUAUCUGUGUGUUACAAGCUCAAGUCAGACAAGCCUUGAGAACCUUUAAGGACUUGACUGAAGCGGGCAUUGAUUGUUCAGUGGGUGAAGAUAACUGCCAUAUGAGCAGUGCUGUGCGCCCAGGAUCUGGACAGCAAACUCGUUAUGCAGAGUGGGCAGAUUCACGACAGUGCCAUCCAGAAGUCCUCAUCAGUUCCUGGGAGUCUUUGUCUCCCCGUCUCCUGUAGUUGUAGAGGGAAUGCGCUUGUUCCUCAUGUGGGGAAAGAAGGAUGCUUCACUGAGGCCUCACGUUCUGCAUAGCCCGACAACUAUAAAAUUGGUGAGGAGGGACCAGCAGUCUUGCAUAGGAGUGGACCUCAUCUACAGUAUUUCUAAGUGGUUUCCUUUGAUGAAGUGCCUAAACUUGUGCUUUUGUAUGGUACUCAUGAUGUGCUGCUGUUCACAUCUGUUUCUGCUGUUCAUAGGUUGAAGCUUAGCUAAAAGAACAUUUCUAUGAGGAUGCCAUUUUUAAGAACUCACAUUCUUUUAAAACUUCACUUGUGGUUUGAAAUUGGAAAUAGUACAUGCACACGUACCCGGCUAGAAAUUGUCACUGUUAAGAGUGUCACAGGUGAAGAAUUGCCCUACCCUGCUGCCAGUACUUUGUCCCAGUGAAGCUACUGUUGGUCAUUGGUUUUUCAAAAAUAAAGUACAAUUACCAGCUUCCA
This is a messenger RNA of Mus caroli (Ryukyu mouse), 1913 nucleotides long. It is a transcript of the gene Mesd, whose product is annotated as mesoderm development LRP chaperone. NCBI's taxonomy places the organism in Eukaryota, Metazoa, Chordata, Mammalia, Rodentia, Muridae. The record is from RefSeq and is a predicted model, not a curated record. Gene Ontology annotation, biological process: protein folding. Gene Ontology annotation, molecular function: low-density lipoprotein particle receptor binding.